This is a messenger RNA of Xenopus laevis (African clawed frog), 593 nucleotides long. RefSeq names its product protein FAM162A. NCBI's taxonomy places the organism in Eukaryota, Metazoa, Chordata, Amphibia, Anura, Pipidae. The record is from RefSeq and is a predicted model, not a curated record. Bases 1 to 459 code for a protein of 152 amino acids. The transcript has 4 exons.
AUGUCUGCCUUUAGUUUAAUCAGAUAUAGAUCUCUUGCCAGAGGCCUGCUCAGUGGUGGGAGCAGCACAAGGAAAGCUUUGCAGGGAAGGUUAUAUUGCCAAGCUGUCAAGAAAAUGGCACCCAAGGAAACAAAAACACAGACAAAAUCUGGUCAACAUCUAUUCAAACAUGAAAGAAGACCAACAGACUUUGACAAAAAGAUACUUGUCUGGUCUGGGCAUUAUAAAAAGCAAGAGGAUAUCCCAGAAUUUCUCUCAUAUGAGGCCCUGUCUGGUGCCAGAAAUAAAGUCAGAAUUAAGAUCUGCUAUGCAAUGAUUGCAGGAACAGUCAAAGGCUGCAUUGCAAUGGUCAUAUCUGGGAAAAAAGCUUUUAAAGAAGAUAACACACUCCUCCAAAAGAAUAUUGAAAGAAAGAAACAAUGGAGAGAAGAACACUCCACAGAAUUCAAAUCCCAUUGAAUCGAAUGAUACUGAUCCAGCUCAUUGUCAUGUAUUGCUAGUGUUUAGAAUAUGGCCACAUUUAUUGCAUUUUAUAGAUGCUCAUUUUUAACAGAGCACCAGAAUCUCAGGAGUUAUUGUAAAGUGGUUUCUGU